Messenger RNA from Selaginella moellendorffii, 1137 nucleotides. RefSeq names its product protein ANTHESIS POMOTING FACTOR 1. The transcript has 11 exons. Gene Ontology annotation, molecular function: protein binding; chromatin binding. Lineage: Eukaryota; Viridiplantae; Streptophyta; Lycopodiopsida; Selaginellales; Selaginellaceae. Gene Ontology annotation, cellular component: Set1C/COMPASS complex. The record is from RefSeq and is a predicted model, not a curated record. Bases 57 to 1037 code for a protein of 326 amino acids.
CUAAAAACUAGCCCUAUGCUUCAUUUCAAAUUCUAGCGAAGGCGCUGGCUGGAUGAAUGGAGAUCACGGACGAGCUCGUCGGCACCAUGUUCGCUGGAGCAGUCUUCAAAGAUUGUGGAGGGAAGAUUAAUUCCCUGGAUUUUAAUCCUUCCGAGGAUCUGCUUGUCACGGCUUGCGACGACGAAUCCAUUCGUCUCUACGACACUGCAAAUGCCAAGCUCACAAAGACGACUCAAAGCAAAAAAUAUGGCGUGGACCAAAUUUGCUUCACGCAUUCUUCCCAUUCGGUCGUGUGUUCUUCCAAGAAUGGAUGGGAUGAGUCCCUGAGAUAUCUGGAUUUGAGCAAGAACACUUACCUACGUUAUUUCAAGGGGCAUCGAGAUAGAGUUGUUUGCUUAUGCGUAAAUCCCAAGAGCCAAAUUCUUAUGUCGGCUUCUCUAGACAACACCGUUAGAAUAUGGGACCUCCGAUCAAACGUUUGUCAUGGAUUGAUUCGCGUGCAUGGAAGACCAUCCGUAGCUUACGAUCACAGUGGAGUUGUUUUUGGAGUGAGCAUGGACGGGGGUGCCAUCAAACUCUUUGACGCUCGAAUUUUCGAAAAGGGGCCGUUUGAUACGUUUUAUAUACAAGACUCCACAGCCGAGGUCUCGGGCAUGAAGUUUAGCAGCGACGGCAAGCUCAUGCUAGCUUCGACCACGGAUAGCAAUGUUUAUGUGCUAGACGCUUUCAAUGGCAAACAGCUUCAUGUCCACAAGCUGGAGCCUUGUCCGGACGGAGGAACUUUGGAAGCUUCGUUCAGUCCCGAUGGUCAAGUGAUAAUAUCUGGUUCUGGAAAUGGCACUCUUCAUGCAUGGAAUGCUGUCACGGGUGCUGAGAUUGCUACCUGGACAAGUAGCGACGGUGUUCCUUCCGUCGUGAAAUGGGAUCCACGACACUUAAUGUUUGCCAGUGCUGCAAGCGUACUUACGUUUUGGAUCCCAGAUGUAACCAAGCUCAAUACGCCUAGACAAUCACAUAAUCAGUACAACUAUUACUAAGUUAGCAGCACCGAAGGGCUCUCUCAAACUCCCGAUCAUCCCUACAAUUGUAGCCGAGGCUGUAAGCUCGAGCUGAAUCAACAACAUUUGCGUUAGUCAA